UUCCCGUCGGUGAUUCUGUAAAACCUUGAGAAUGCGGUAAAACGAUAAUUUUCACAGACAUUGUUUCAAUCUAAAACGUGUUUUGUAGGGGUAAACGAACUUAAGUUAUGUUUCAGCAAAGUGUUCGGAGUUUUUGUCCGAAAUUCGUCCUCAGAACCCGUACUUCUUUUAGUUUGCGUCCAGGACGUGGACCCUGGCUAACUCCGUUUUCAUUGUGAGCUAAUCACUUUUGAGGUGAAACGACCGUAAGUGCAGGAAUCGCGGACUUCGGGUCAAAUCAGACGUGAAAAGUGCCCCUGUUUUUGUUGCUUAGAAAAAGAAAGGCGGGUUUUAGACUUCCAAACGCGCAUAAAGGGUGCUGUGACGGGCCAUUCCUUGUGCCCCUUGUGAUGUUACUACUUUUCACAAUAGGGCAUGUUUUGUAGUGUCUAAAGAUCUUUGAAAACGUGUUCUUGUUCUUAAUUUAUUUUUGCCAUUUAUAAAUAUAUUUACAACAGAUCAGUGUAUAUAAGGCAAUGAAGCCCAGAACAGCCAGUAAGGCUUAUGUGAAGUCUACCGUAAUCGGCACACAGCGCGGAAACUUUUCUACCGAGCACAAACGCGAAUAAAAGGUAAACAAAGCUAAUAAUGAGCGAAAAAAGCGGGACUUUUUAGCUUUCGCGUAAGUUUCUUUAAUACUCGAAAUUUGCAAAAUAUAUAUACCCCAAAGGUUACGGAAGUUUGCUCACGUCACUGGUUGAAAGAGUGAUUGUCUUUAUUGAAAAGUUGUGUCAACUUGUCACAAAGUUCUUUGUUUUGUUUGCGGAGAUUAAAAUUUCAUUAUAGCUGACAUUUGUCACGCAUCAUGAUACAUAAGAGCGUCGGGUUUGUCCUGAAAGUUCCAUACUUUGUUUUGUCAUCUUUCGUUUUGGUAAUAAGAAAUGUUCAGUUAACAAUCGAAAAACUCAACGGUUUUUCUGUGGAGAAAGUUGUCAAGUACUUGCCCUUUGAAGAGAAUUUCAUGAAGUUGUAUUCCAACCCCGAUGGCAAAACAACGUACGAAGGUGAAAUUUGCCGACGAGACACCAAAUACCGAAGAUUUAGUUUGCCCCGGCUGUCAAAAACGCUUUGUUUCACCUUUACUUUUACCAUGUCUUCACACCUUGUGUAAAAAGUGUAUUGACGCCGAAAGGACUUCACAGAAAAAUGGAAAGCUUUCACGUUGUCCAGUGUGCUCAAGAGUUUUAGAUAUGCGUUGUGAAUUCCCUCUGAACUUUGUGGCAAAUAAUAUGGUGAACAAGGCCGCUGUACAGGAUAAUACGCCUGUAGAUUUCGUUUGCGAUACUUGUGAAGCAUUAGAGGAGAAAGUUACGAUGCGAUGUAGCAAUUGCCACCUGUUUUUGUGUGAAUUUUGUUCCACAGCGCAUCGUAGAAUGAGCGCCACCAAAACACAUACCUUACAGACGGUCGAUCAGUUCAGGGGACAGCUUUUCAAGGGGAAUAAUUUUCAGAGAUCGUCGUUUUGUUCCAUUCACUUAUCCGAACGGUUGUGUUAUCUUUGUCAGACUUGCGAGCAAAUGAUUUGUCGCCAUUGCUCGCUCUCUUCUCACGAGGAACACGAAUGUCGUACUAUUGCGGAGGUCACUAAAACAUUGAAGGUUAACAUGGUGAAUCUUGCAGAGCAGAUUAAGGGAAAACAAAAACACGUCAGCGAGCAGGCAACCGUCAUUAAAGAAGACAUUUUAAAGGUAGAAAAUCAACAGAAGGCGGUUCGUCGCACUAUUGAAGAAUAUUUUCAGAAGUUGAUUGAGGCACUCAAGAAUCGCAUGAGUGAACUUGUAAAUGAGAUUGAGUCACAUUGUACCGCAAAGCUUGAAGCUUUGUUUUCAAAACAAAACGUAUUACAACAGACUGUUCAACACGCAAGCGACUGUUGUCUGCUGGCAGAACGCACUGUGAAGCAAGGAAGUGACGUGGAAAUACUCAGCGUUGGAAAAACCGUUAUUCAGCGUCUCACCUCGCUUGUGGAAGAAAUAGAGCAAAAUUCGGCAAGUCUUCGGCUGGAGAAAGAGGUACACAGCUCUGUUGAAUUCCUUGCAGAGAGCGAUAAAAUUCUGAACGAUAUAAGUCAUUUAGGUCAUGUUAAAGUACAGUCUUCAAGCACGCCAUGCGAGCCUACAUUAUGCAUUUUGUCUCCAGCGAAAGAGCCUCAGCACGUGGUCACGGGAGAAGUUAAUCGAAUGUCUUUGACAGCUGUCAAUCAACAAGGAAAAAGACAGCAACGAGGGGGAGAGAAAGUGAAGCUCUCUUUCUCAUUGGUCAGCUCACGAGUGACGCCCGAAAACGCCGGGUUUAAGUAUGGUUGUCAAGACAACCAGGAUGGAACGUACUCCUUGGCUUACGUCAUUAGUAAGCCGGACACCUACUGGCUGCAUGUGAGUAUAAAUGGCAGUCCUGUGGCGGACAGUCCUGUUACAGUCACAGUACGACCAAGAGAUUGGAUUGGCAGUCAGCUAAUUCUACGAAGCGAAGAUUGCGGCGGUUUUUCGCAUCCGUACAGUGUUAUAGCGGACUCACACGAUCAUUUGUUGGUGGCUGAUUCCCAUAAUCACAGAAUUAAAAUACUUUCUUUAAAAGGAGAAGUGCUCAAGUCGUUUGGUUCUCAGGGAAUAGUGGAAGGACAGUUCAACUUUCCUUACUGCUUAGCGCUUAACCGACGGGGAAAUCUAAUCGUCGUUUCUGACAGUCAAAACCAUCGUGUGCAGAUCAUCACACCUUCGGGGAGACUCAUGAAGAGCUUCGGAGGCUUCGGAGAUGAGGUCGGCAGGUUAAAACACCCACUCGGUGUCGCUGUCGACUCGGAUGACGUCAUCUACGUUGCUGAUUCUGGGAACAGCAGGAUUCAGAUCUUCUCACGCGAGGGGAUCCCCAGGGGGAUGAUUGUGUCCAAGGAAAUGGCAUGUCCCUGGGGGAUAACCAUAAGCAAGGUUGGUCAUAUUGUGGUGACUGACUAUAAUAACCACAGGGUGUGUGUUUUUAACAAGGACGGUUCUUCGGCCCUUCAGUUUGGAUCCCGUGGGGAUGCCGAUGGAUUACUGAACAAUCCCGCGGGGAUCACCGUGGACGACCAGGGGCAAUACGUGGUCGCCGACCGGAGUAACCACAGGGUGCAGAUUUUCCAGGCGAACGGAAUUUUUGCCACCAAGUUUGGUGGAAAAGGACAGGGGGACGGAUUAAUGCUUUUCCCCGCGGGGGUAGCGGUGGACAAGAAAGGUCAUCUGUAUGUUGCAGACACGUUCAACGAUCGCAUUCAGGUUUUUUCAUUAGCGUCAGUUUAGAGGGAAAUCUCUAGACUACUAGUAGUUAAUCUUCCUCUUAGUCCGUCGUACGUGACGCGAAAGAAAACUGCGAGGAAGAAAACGGCAGUUCGAAAUCCUGGGCGGUGGGGAAGGGGCGAGUAGGGCGCGAAUGGAGGGACUACGAACUUUCGCGCCUUUCUCGCACGGUUUGGAUCGACCGACUAAACAAAAGAGGGACUAUUCGUAGUCCUGGAAAUCUCGUGUAAAAGCAUUUUCCUACAAACAUGCGAUUGCCUAGACAACAGAACUAUUAUAUAUGACUUAUUCCGCGAGGUAGAGAGUAGUUAUAAACACACUGAAAAUCCAGUAAUCCAGCUUGUAUAGUCUGUCUUUCCCGCGCCCUUUUGGUACGUACGAACAAUAUUACUGCAAGAACGAGGUUUGGGUGGCGAUUUCAUUCAUUUCUUGUAUCAUCUUGGCCAUCCUGGCCUCGAAUGGCCUGGGCGCCACUGUUCAGUAAACAGGCUUCUGAUA
Orbicella faveolata is the source of this 3812-nucleotide messenger RNA. RefSeq names its product E3 ubiquitin-protein ligase TRIM45-like. Gene Ontology annotation, biological process: protein polyubiquitination; proteasome-mediated ubiquitin-dependent protein catabolic process. Gene Ontology annotation, molecular function: protein binding; ubiquitin protein ligase activity; zinc ion binding. The record is from RefSeq and is a predicted model, not a curated record. NCBI's taxonomy places the organism in Eukaryota, Metazoa, Cnidaria, Anthozoa, Scleractinia, Merulinidae.